This is a messenger RNA of Capsella rubella, 3565 nucleotides long. RefSeq names its product DNA topoisomerase 2-binding protein 1. The record is from RefSeq and is a predicted model, not a curated record. The transcript is spliced from 17 exons. NCBI's taxonomy places the organism in Eukaryota, Viridiplantae, Streptophyta, Magnoliopsida, Brassicales, Brassicaceae. Gene Ontology annotation, biological process: DNA replication initiation; mitotic DNA replication checkpoint signaling; mitotic G2 DNA damage checkpoint signaling. Bases 290 to 3247 code for a protein of 985 amino acids.
CCCAAUUGGGGUAAAUGAUGAUCCGAACGUCACAAAAACAUUAUAAAGCCCUAAAAAGAAAAUUAAGCUCACUGAAAAUUCCCGCGUCCCCAUAUUGGGAGAGCCAGUUACCACGCCCGAUUCACUCACCUCAAAUCCAGGCCUCGUCAAAUCUCGUGCUAUGCCCAGUGUGGCGAGUAUCCCACCACCUUACUCCUCCGAUUCUAGGGUUUAAAAAUUUCUCCAAAAAACCCGGUGAAAAAGCUCGUACAAAACUCGGCGAGUGCGUGGUUAGGUCUUCCGGCCGGCGAUGAAGACGACGCAACUGUUCAAAGGUUCCAACGUCUUUAUGUCUCGGAAUCUGGUGCCUCCUGAAGUCUUCGAUACACUUCUCGAUGCUUUCAAGCUCAACGGUGCCGAAAUCUUCCUCUGCUGCGACCCCUCUCGGAGCGGUCCCUGCGAUUUUCAUGUCAUCGCUUCUCCCGGCCAUGAGAAAUUUAAGGAUCUUAAAGCCAAGGGUUGUACCUUGAUAGGUCCGCAAUGUGCGCUCUCCUGUGCAAAAGAGGGUAGACCGCUGCCACAAGGGGGAUUCACUUGUUGCCUAGCUAUGGAUGGUCUGAAAGUUCUUGCUUCUGGUUUUCUGAUGGAUGAGAAGGCCAAGAUCAAGGAGUUGGUUACUUCCAUGGGGGGAGUUUUACUUUCCAGAGCUUCUUCUGAUGUCAACUUCGUCAUCGUGAAAAAUGUCUUGGCUGCUAAGUACAAGUGGGCUCUGAAUACUCAGAAGAAGCCAGUUGUUACGCUGAAUUGGUUACAUCAGUGUUGGAAUGAGCACCGUGUGGUUCCCCUGGAACCAUAUAAAAUCCCCCCUUUUUCUGGAUUGACAAUCUGCGUCACAAGAAUUCCAGGAGAUGAGCGUAAGGGAAUGGAGAAAGUAAUUUCAGAAUAUGGAGGGAGAUACUCUGCUGAGCUAACAAGGAGUUGUACUCACUUGAUCGCUGAUGUUGCUGAAGGUGACAAAUACAAAGUUGCUCGGAAAUGGGGUCACAUUCAAAUUGUCACACGGAAAUGGUUUCAGCAGUCCAUCGAUAGAAAAGUUUGUCUCAAUGAAGAGUCAUUUCCUGUUCUCAGCUCCAUACCCUUGACAAGAGGGUUGCGAGAUUCAGGAAUCCAUAAUGGUCAAGGAAAGUUUCCUUUGCCUGCAGCUGUGUCUGUGUCUGUGGCAGAUUCAAAUGCUUCUUGUGCUCAGUCUAGAGACUCAGAUACAGAACCUUCUGCCUCACAAGAUAUUUUUUCCACUUCUAUGAAUCCCAGUACCGAUGUUAAAGAACCAAGUGAAGGCCUAAGUACAAGUCCACAAGAGCAAGAUAUUGAUGGUUGUACUGCCAGGGAUUCAGAAUCCGAAGACAAUGACCUGUACUUAUCAGAUUGUAGAAUUUUCUUGCUUGGUUUUGAAGCUUCUGAAAUGCGUAGACUUGUUAAGUUGGUCCGUAGAGGUGGUGGAUCCCGGUAUAUGCUGCUCAACGAACGAAUGACUCAUAUUGUUGUUGGAACUCCUUCAGAAAGAAUAUUCAUUUACAGUGAGAAAAGAGAGGCAAGGAGUAUUGCAGCGUCUGGUGUCAUUCAAGUAGUCACACCCAGUUGGCUUGAAGAUUGUGAUUGUGAGAAAAAAGAAAUUCCAGUUCGUGAAAUAUAUACUGCUCGCCACUUGAUUCUUCCAAGAGAUUCUGCAUGCUUGACCAAGGGAUCAUUUGCAGGGAUGUCAAGUAUGGAACAGGGUAAAAAUACUCUCGGUCAGAACAUGGCAUAUGAUUCAUCUUCAAGGAGUAUCAAUGUCUCAAAUGAGCAAGCAGCUUUGCUGGGAAACAAAGAAGCAAUGCAGGAAUGUGGCAGGAAUGAUGAGAUUCAUGCGGAAAGAACAAUUGUAUCACCCAAGCAAAAAGAAACAUCUAUUUCCCUUGUAACUAGUAAACGCGAAGAGCAACGGAGUAUUCAAUGUGAAUUCAGUGGUCAGAACAACCAAGAAAGAAAGUCAUAUGUAUUUAAGGGAAAGACAUUUUGUUUCUCGCAAUCUUUUCCUGAAGAUAGGCGACCUGAAAUCGUGGAAUGGGUUAAUCAAGGUGGGGGAGAAGUGGUGGUAAAUAAUCCUUUGAUAAAUAGCGCAGAUUUUACUAUUGAAUGCCAUGGUGGGUUCCGAAGUGCCGGGACUACCCAAAUUAGCUAUGUCUCAAGUCAUUGGGUUCGAUCUUGUUUAGAGGAUGGUUGUUUACUUGCUGUUAGUAGUCAUAUCCUCUACUCACCUCUUCCCUGCCAGACACCUUUGCCUGGAUUCGAAAGCCUUUGCAUUUGUACUUCCCAAUAUGAAGAGAAGGAUAUAUCACUCCUGUUAAAUUUGUUUUAUGUACUUGGAGCAAAAUUUGUGAGAAAACUAACCAGGAAAGUGACCCAUUUGCUAUGCAACUAUGCAAACGGACUUAAGUAUGAGACAGCUUCCAAUUGGGGAAUAGUUAUUGUGACACCUGACUGGGUUUAUGAAUGUGUUAGGCAGAAUCAAGUUGUUUGUCCAGACAACUUCCAUCCAAAGGAAUUGACCACUCAAGACAGAGAAGCAGGUUCUGGCUUCGCAAGUCAAUUUCAAACACAAUUUGCGCCAAUGCCCUCAAGGGACAAUGUGUCUCUACUUGUAAGCCACUCUGAAGACAGGGGAAAAAGUCAAAAUUGUGCUGGUAAAAAUUUCUGCGGUAAAGCUGAAGUAAAUAACAGACUUGGAGAGAUUGGAAGGGAACAGACUUUUCCGUCUAAGAAGGCAAAAAUUUUCAGAGAUGAUCAUGCAAGUAAUGUGUUUCCUGUGGGAGAACAUCCAAGCAAUUGUGACCGCCCUUCGAAGUCUGGAGAAGGCAAUGUCUCUGGAAAUGAUGUAGCAAGUAGUCGUGAAGUUCCAGAUGUGGCUGAUACUAUUGAGGAUCUGUUGGAGCAGACUAGUAAAAUUCAAGAUAAGAAAUCUCCUGGGAGGAUUUCAGAAAACACUUUUUUUUCAACUAGUGAACAUUACAAUACCGGAAAUCACUCUGUCACUGGGCUGUCUAGACACUGGAUAAACAGAGUCCAUAAGAAUGACGACAUGGGCAGCCAUCCAGGGGAUGUAACUACAGGCACUUACGGAAACUUUAGUGAAACACAGACAGAAUCGCAGGUUGUUAGUUACGAGGAAGAUCAUUCAGGAAGGCAGAUGCUUAUAGACAGAGUUAGAACACGAAGCAGCUUAAUGUAAAAUAAAACAAGGGGAGGUGCUCGCUGAGAUAGAAACAUCAAACUUGUGUCAGUGGAUUGAUGAGAAGUCCAGUGUAAUGUUGCAUAAAAACCAUUAAAGCAACAGCAGCCACAUCAAACAAAAUCCAUAUGCAGCUCACAGUUUUCUUUUGACAAAGUACAGUUAGAUCACCGAGAGAAUAUCUGGUGACUAACGUGAGGUAAAUAAUGUUUGUAUCCCGAUUCAGGUUAGCUCGAGCAUUAUCAAUUUGUUUAUCUGAGUUGUUCUUGUAACUUGUUAAAACAUUUCAGAGCAAUUUGAGAAUAAUCGCUUAAAUUA